ACAUCAGUGUUUGAAGUCGAUUCGAUGUCCACUCAACAUCAAGUUCCCAGUGGGAUGGUGGACGAAUGCACAUCAAUGUGUGGAUAUUAAAUGCACAUCAAGUUUCUGACGUCAGUCUGAUCUGGAUAUCUGACCUGUGUUUUGACGUCAGUGUUUGAUGUCAAUAUUUAAGGUCUUUUGAACCUCAUUUGUCCGCUAGGACACGUCUCAAAGGGAGAUGCGGAAAAUGCAUGUUGUUCAAGUCCCCAGUUAAGAAAAAAAAUCUGAAUAAACUUAAUCAGGCUGACAAAGAAUUCAUAUUAUGCAAUAAAUAAAUAUCAAUAAAAAACACACAAAUCACAAAUGUAAAUGUGAUCUGAAAUCCAUUUGACGUCUAAAGCAUGGCACUUAUUUUAGUACGUGUGCAUCAGCUGAAAACAAGUCAACUAAACAGUUAAUGACCACCUGGAUAAUAGAGAAAAUUCAGACAUUAAAAAUAAACUAACAGAUAAUCUGCUGCACUGAACUCUGAACUAUAAAGAGUCUCAAAUAUGACAAUAUUUAUUUGAAAAUCUGGAAUCUGAAGGUGCAAAUUAAUCUAAAUAUUCUCCAAAAGAUACUCUUUUCUGAUUGGGCUAAUAAAACGUCGGCUUUGUUUGCUGUUGUUUUAUGCAUUGUAGAUUCAUGUUGUUUAAAAAGAGAGAGACUGAAGAGGAGGAGAGAGAAGAGAAGAAGAGGACUGAUGCUGGUUCUCAGCACAUGCUGCAGAUCUCUGGAGAAGAAACACCUUUCGUUCGUGAACGAUAACUGAAGAUCCAUCGUCUGGAAGAUCAUCCAGCUUCACGGAGUUUUGUUGAGAUGGGUAUGAUAAGGAUAUCUUGAGCAGCUCCACGAUGGAUAACAGCACUGACAGAAACUCCAGCGCCGGUCAGACUCUGACCACGAUGCCGGAGAACUCUCUGGAGGUCCAGGCGGUCACCAUCUCUCUGUCGCUGCUCAUCUGCGGCGUGGGAAUCGCUGGGAACGUCAUGGUGGUCCUGGUGGUGAUCCGAAGCAAACACAUGAUGACCGCGACCAACUGUUACCUGGUGAGUUUAGCCAUGGCUGAUCUGACCGUGCUGUUGGCCGCCGGUUUACCAAACAUCUCUGAGGUUGUGUCUUCGUGGAUCUACGGUUAUGCCGGCUGUGUUUGCAUCACGUACCUGCAGUAUCUGGGAAUCAAUGUCUCCUCCUGCUCCAUCACGGCCUUCACCAUCGAGCGCUACAUCGCCAUCUGCCACUCCAUCAAAGCCCAGUUCAUCUGCACCGCAUCGAGAGCCAAGAAGAUCAUCGCCUGCGUCUGGAUCUUCACAUCUCUGUACUGCAUCAUGUGGUUCUUCCUGGUGGACACCAAUGAGACGGUUUAUUCUGACGGCGUCGUGGUUCGCUGUGGCUAUCGGGUGUACAGGAACCUGUAUAUGCCCAUCUACUUCCUGGACUUCACCCUGUUUUAUGUGGUUCCUCUCGUCGUGGCUUUGGUUCUUUACGGUCUGAUCGCCAGGAUCUUGUUUCGAGACCCGCUGCCAGCGAAUCUGUCCGAGCAGAAGCUCUCCGUCCAUCGGAGCCGUCGACACAGCUCUGUUAAAGUGUCCUGCAGAGCAAACGCAGCGUCUUCCAGAAAACAGGUCACAAAGAUGCUGGCGGUGGUGGUGGUUCUGUUCGCUCUGCUCUGGAUGCCGUAUCGGACUCUAGUGGUUGUGAAUUCCUUCAUGGAUCCGCCGUAUCUCAACACCUGGUUCCUGCUCUUCUGUCGCAUGUGCAUUUACACCAACAGCGCCGUCAACCCCAUCAUCUACAAUGCCAUGUCGCAGAAGUUUCGUGCUGCUUUUAAGAGGCUCUGCGUCUGUAAACGCAGGUCAGAUCAGAGCCGAGCCAGCAAAAGCACUGUAAGUGUUUAUUACAGCGUCAUAAAAGACUUCUCCGGUGAGAGCAGUAUGAAGAAACACGGCAGUGUGAAAACAGACACGCUUAGCCCUGCUUGAUCUGAGCACAUUAAAGGAAUAGUUCAGCCAGAAAUUAAUAUGUGAAGAAU
Messenger RNA from Carassius auratus (goldfish), 2050 nucleotides. RefSeq names its product thyrotropin-releasing hormone receptor-like. The transcript has 3 exons. The coding region runs from base 873 to 2000 and encodes 375 amino acids. Gene Ontology annotation, biological process: phospholipase C-activating G protein-coupled receptor signaling pathway. Lineage: Eukaryota; Metazoa; Chordata; Actinopteri; Cypriniformes; Cyprinidae. The record is from RefSeq and is a predicted model, not a curated record. Gene Ontology annotation, cellular component: membrane. Gene Ontology annotation, molecular function: thyrotropin-releasing hormone receptor activity.